Messenger RNA from Closterium sp. Naga37s-1, 789 nucleotides. The record is from the annotation of a GenBank genome assembly. Lineage: Eukaryota; Viridiplantae; Streptophyta; Zygnematophyceae; Desmidiales; Closteriaceae.
AUGACCCCAAUGUCAUCCGGCUGGUGUCUGGGUGGCUGGGGACAGGUCAGUGGUGGGGUGGAGCUCGCCGAAAGAGGGGUACGACGGGAUGAUAGAGGAGGCGCGGAAGCUGCUGCAGAUGCCCUCUCUCUUCCUUCAUUGCUCCUCACUUCCCGCUGUUCUCUGUGCUCUCAGGUGGUGGGGUGGAGCUCGCCUAAAGAGGGGUACGACGGGAUGAUAGAGGAGGCGCGGAGGCUGCUGCAGAUGCACCCCGAUCGCAAGAAGAGCGAGGAGGACGCGGUAACGAUUCUACGAGCCCACUUCCCGCCCUUCCUUCUGCCACUCUUCAAGAGGUUCUUUGCUCCAUUGUGGGGCGGCCGGGUUGCUGCUGUUCUCUGUGCGUGGGUGACACACCUCGCCUGCCAGUGGCUCAUGGGGCCCAGCAAGGUGGUGGCGAUAGAGAUGGAGGACGGCAGGAAGCAGCUCUCAGGGGUGAAGAUAGAGAAGUGCAAGUUCCUGGACGAAUCGAAGUGUGCUGGCAGCUGCAUUCACACAUGCAAGAUGCCCACUCAGGCGUUUAUGUUUCAGGACAUGGGCGUGCCGCUGCUCAUGGAGCCCAACUUUGAGGAUUUCAGCUGCGAGUUCAAAUUUGGCAUGCGUGCCCCCCCUCGAGACACCGAUCCUGUGCUGCUCACUCCCUGCCUUGCCACCUGCCCCAUUCGCUUCCCUUCUCGCUCCUCCUCUCUCUCUCCUUCUCCCUCCUCCACCUCCUCUCCACUCGUGGACCCUCAGGCUCUACCAUGCACCUAG